This is a messenger RNA of Hibiscus syriacus, 769 nucleotides long. RefSeq names its product E3 ubiquitin-protein ligase RHA2A-like. The transcript has a single exon. Lineage: Eukaryota; Viridiplantae; Streptophyta; Magnoliopsida; Malvales; Malvaceae. The coding region runs from base 85 to 564 and encodes 159 amino acids. The record is from RefSeq and is a predicted model, not a curated record. Gene Ontology annotation, biological process: protein ubiquitination. Gene Ontology annotation, molecular function: ubiquitin protein ligase activity.
UGCUCUUCUCGUGUAUAAAAUCUCUUCCUUUUUCAACUUACACAUAUAUAUCUCACUUCCCAUUCAAAACCCUGUCCCCCCCCCAUGGGAUUACAAAGCCAGCUAAACGAAGUGUCAUCCGAUUCGAUCCCUCUUCUCCUCGUAGCCGUAAUCGCAAAGUGCAUCGGCUAUCUCCGGAGUCUCCUCUUGGGUUUCCUCCAUGCGAUUGGUCUUUUCCCUUGCCCGGACCAGCCCACCGCCAUCGACGACGUCGGACUCAUAGGGUCCGGCCUCGCCACCCUUGUGGUACUUGCCGAGCAGCUCAACUUAAACAAGGCUUUCGCCUACGAAUAUUGCGGAGGCAAGGGCUCCGAUUGCAUCGUGUGCUUGUGCGGGCUGAGAGAUGGGGAACAGGUGAGGAAACUGGAUUGCUUCCAUGUAUUCCAUAAGGAUUGCUUCGAUGGGUGGCUGGAGCAUCUCAAUUUUAAUUGCCCGCUUUGUCGAUCCCCUCUGAAAACCGAUAAUCAGAGCGAGGGGCGUAGGCGCGUUGGUCAAGAUUUGUUCGCCUGGUUUUCUUUGGCCUGAGAUUUUGGUGAUUCGGAAUUUUAGAAACUUUGGUAUUUUCUUUCAACAAUUGUUUUGAGAUCUUUGACCUUCAACUUUCUUUUUCCAUCUAGUUUUUUUUUUGAAGGAUCUUCUUUUUCUCCUGUAUAUGCUCUUUUUUAGUAUUUAUUUUUGUACAAUAAGAAAGUAGUUAUCUUGGUCUACAAGGAGGUGGGUUAUUUAUUUA